This is a messenger RNA of Momordica charantia (bitter melon), 1338 nucleotides long. RefSeq names its product patatin-like protein 3. Lineage: Eukaryota; Viridiplantae; Streptophyta; Magnoliopsida; Cucurbitales; Cucurbitaceae. The record is from RefSeq and is a predicted model, not a curated record. Gene Ontology annotation, molecular function: monoacylglycerol lipase activity; glycerophospholipase activity. Gene Ontology annotation, biological process: lipid metabolic process.
CAUAAACUUGGAAUUUGCAAAACUAUAGGAACCAUACAAAUUAAACAUGACAGCUGAUUUUCGAAAGGGGAAGAUGGUAACAAUUUUGAGCAUCGACGGAGGGGGUAUUAGAGGAAUUAUCCCCGGGACUAUUCUAGCUUUUCUCGAAUCGAAGCUUCAGGAAUUGGACGGUCCAGAAGUAAGAAUAGCAAAUUACUUCGACAUAAUUGCUGGAACAAGUACCGGUGGUUUGGUCACCACCAUGCUUACAGCUCCCAACAAGGACACUAACAAACCUCUUUAUGCAGCAAAAGAUCUCGUCAACUUCUAUUUACAACAUGCUCCAAAGAUUUUUCCUCAAAGAAACCAUUUGUUCAGUUCAGUGGUCAAUUUAUUUGGGCAAGUUAUGGGGCCAAAGUAUGACGGGAAAUACUUGAGGUCAUUGGUAAAAGAGUUACUCGGCGACAUGACUCUUAAGCAAACAUUGACAAAUGUAGUUAUUCCCGCCUUUGACAUCAAACUUCUUCAGCCUGUGGUCUUCUCCAGCAUUGAAGCAACCUGGGAUGAGUUGAAGAAUCCAAAGUUGAUAGAUGUUUGCAUUAGUACAUCUGCAGCACCAACGUACUUGCCAACACACGAAUUUCAAACUAAGGACUCUAAGGGAAAGACACAAACGUUUAAUAUGGUCGAUGGUGGAGUUGCAGCUAACAAUCCCACGUUGACUGCCAUAACACAUGCUAUGAAAGAGAUCAAUCUCUCAAGACGAAGAAGUGAACUAUUAAAGAUCAAACCCAUGGAAACAAAGAGGAUGUUGAUCCUCUCUUUAGGCACAGGUCUAGCUAAGAAUGUUGGCAAGUAUAGUGCUAGUAAAGCUGCAAAAUGGGGUAUGCUUGAUUGGAUUUAUGACGGUGGGGCGACUCCUAUAGUUGAUAUUUUCAGUGAUGCGAGUGCCGAUAUGGUUGACUACCACAUUUCUUCUUUCUUCCAGUCCUCGAAUUCUAAAGAAAAUUAUCUCCGAAUUCAGGAGGAUGAUUUGAUUGGGGAAGUGGCAUCAGUUGAUAUUGCAACCAUGGAAAAUUUGAAGAAGUUAACAGAGGUGGGGAAAGAUUUGUUGAAGAAACCAUUGUCAAGAAUAAAUUUAGAAACUGGAGAACAUGAACCAGCUGAUGAAGAUAUCACAAAUGAAGAAGCUCUCACUGAAUUUGCCAAAAUGCUUUCUCAAGAGAGAAAGCUUAGAAUGAGCCCCUAGAAAACAUUUGUGUGUGUAAUUUGGUUUCUAAUCAUGUCUAAAAUUUAGUGUUGUUAUGCCUAUAAGAUAAUAUUUUCGUCAAAUAACAUUUUCAUCUUUGUGCUUUGGAA